This is a messenger RNA of Chelmon rostratus (copperband butterflyfish), 2459 nucleotides long. RefSeq lists its product as uncharacterized. Lineage: Eukaryota; Metazoa; Chordata; Actinopteri; Chaetodontiformes; Chaetodontidae. The coding region runs from base 433 to 1278 and encodes 281 amino acids. The transcript is spliced from 5 exons. The record is from RefSeq and is a predicted model, not a curated record.
AUUUGUCCGAAACAUCUUUGAAUGGAGCUCUGGAAGUGAGCCGGGCCCGCGGCGAGCGAGCCGUCUUUCGGAGCCGCCCGACGAAAAGAAACAGACUUUGCGCGACAACGGGGACUCUAAUGAAGUCGAAAAUAACAAGUUUGCUGCGCACAGCCUCUGACAAUAAGCCACAUCUACGCAGUUUCACCAGUUUCGGUGUAUCCUUCCUUUGACACCAGCAGCUAACUUGAAGCUCGAGAGCGACGUUACGGCUGCUCGCGCUGUCGUUGUUUGUUUUGUUUUGUUUGUUUGUUGUUUCUUCGCCGUCAAGUGUGCCUUCUCCUGUGUUAAGUCGCUCAUGUUAGCUAAUGAAGUGUCCGUGAACGUCACAUAAGACGCGGUCAUCAAAACGCAGUUGUAGGGGAUAAAGCCAUAAGCUACGCAGAAAAAAAAAUGCUAAAGACGCUGACGAAGAAGCUAAGGAGACAUUCACUCAAUGAGAUACAUCCUUUCCACCUGAAGAUUUCUUACCAUGGCAAUGGAGAGGGAGUGGAGAGUGAUGACUCAGAGGGGGAGAACCAGGAGCUUGCACAGAUUGACAGAGAGAGACGGAGAAAUUGUGCCCUCACCCCCUUGGCCACCAGCCAGCAGCACAACCAGGGUCCGCUCUCUCCAGCCCGGUUACGACGCCUCCGCCUGCUUUUAGAUGCCAAUCUGGAUCGCCACUCUUCAGAGGAAGAACUCGAGCGUAUCAGCUGCGGCGACAACAGGAAGUGGGUGUCUGCGCUUCCCCAGCGCCAUAGCGAUCACCACAGCAGCGCCUCCAGUGAUGAGGAGGUGCGGGACCUCUGUGGCUGCGGGUCACCGGCCGCCUCCGCCAGGCCGCUGGUUGAGCCGGGUGCUUGCUUGGCUGCCUCGCCCAGCCCUGUACUCUUCAGCUCCAGUCCACCACGUAGCCUCAAGCCACCCCCCAUGCGCUUUCAGCUGCAGGUGGUGCAGCCAGUGGCACGGCCCAUCAUUUUGACCCACUUUGACCAGUCAGCACCUUACAGAAAGUAUCGGCACAGUUUCGGUGGGGAGCCGGGGAGGCCCAGUCUGGACCUGGAGAAAAUGCAACAGAAAAUGCUGCUGAAAAAGAACUGUGGAGGGAAAGCGCGGACUAUAAAGAUCCGGAAUCUGACUGGCAAUCGUCCUCCGCCCAGGUACACCUACGACCCCUCCAUCUUCGCCUUCCGCUCCUUGAGCACAGUGCCCCCCUCCUGCCCCCUGACCCCGUCCGAGGAUCCUCCCUGCUCAUAAGAGAAUUCACCCGCCGCCAGAUAAUUCUCCGCCCCCUCUCUUCAUUCCCAGGCGGCUGCUUUUUUUCGUGGCUCCUGCAGCAAGAACACGGAGUGACUGUUCCGAAACUGACCGCUAGAAAGACAUUUGUUUGAUGGUCGAACAAUUGCACACUCAGGUAAUUCCACCCUGUAACGCUGUCACUUUGAUCAUUGUUCUCCACGUGAAAUCAACAGGAACAUUUUGGAGACUAAAAUGGCCUCAACACAACACUUCUAAGGAUACUUCAGGUUUUGCUUAUGUAUAGCCGUCUCUGAAAAGCUCCUGUGAUUGGAAGAGAACUGAUCAAGAAACAAACGUGGACUGUGGACCAGAGGUGGUUCAAAGGGACAUGGCCAACCAUUUUAAAUCCAGAAUUUAGUUCUGGUUUGGAUCAAUAUUCAAGGGAAAUAAUGCAUGUAAGACAAUCGAAUGGUUCCAAUGUUUCUUCCUUUGAUGUCAUUACUGGGCAUCGUGUAAGGUUCUCGGUAACUUUAUAUACUAAACAUGGCGCGGUGAGUCAUCUGAUAUCUUGUUAUUGUUGAGAUGAACAUAGACAGUGGUCACAUUCGUCCGUCUGAAAAACUACUUCUUUGGAUGUGUCAUUGAAUAUGCAGGUCAUGACGAGCUAUAACAAACAUGUAUGACAUGUAUGUAGUUGAGUAGUCGACCUUUUGAUGAUGUACGUUUCUUAAUGAAUUUGUCACUUUUAGUCCAGGUCAAACUUAAGUACUUGUAUCCUCUUUCCUUGCAUGAAUUCCGCUUUUUUGCAGAAAGAGAGGUAUGUGGAAAUAAGAAGGUAUGAGAAUAGUUUGCUGCACAUUUGGCAAGUGUAAUCGGUGCUAUGUUAAGCAUAGCGUACUUGUAGUGUGCCAUUUUGUUCCCCAAUAUUGUACCUCAUUACUUUCUAGGUAGAAGAGGACCACUGGUAUAUCGAAGACAUCCCAGUGUUUUCUAAAGAUCUCUUAAUGCCUUGAAAUCACAUUCCUGUUGUAUUGAAUGAAACUUGAGGUAGUUCUCGGCUCCUGAAUUGAGCUGAUCAAUCGAUUAAACCCAACGUCACCACUGUAACUACGAUUUUGCCGAAGUGAAUGUAACAUUGUGACAUGUUUUCGUCCACUGUUGCACAAAAUGAAUCAAUAAAUGCCCUGUGGCCUCUUGUU